Fonsecaea nubica is the source of this 2250-nucleotide messenger RNA. RefSeq lists its product as hypothetical. Gene Ontology annotation, biological process: N-terminal peptidyl-methionine acetylation. Lineage: Eukaryota; Fungi; Ascomycota; Eurotiomycetes; Chaetothyriales; Herpotrichiellaceae. The coding region runs from base 1 to 2250 and encodes 749 amino acids. Gene Ontology annotation, cellular component: NatA complex; cytoplasm. Gene Ontology annotation, molecular function: protein-N-terminal amino-acid acetyltransferase activity; protein binding. The transcript has 2 exons. The record is from RefSeq and is a predicted model, not a curated record.
AUGGCGCAACCCCAGCAGCAACUGAGUCACAAGGACGCAGCCUUGUUCAGGCAAGUCGUCCGUAACUUUGAAAACAAGCAGUACAAAAAAGGUCUCAAGGCCGCCGAACAAAUCCUACGGAAAACGCCCAACCAUGCAGACACCCAAGCCAUGAAGGCUCUGAUCAUGAGCCAUCAAGGCCACAGCGAAGAAGCAUUUGCCCUCGCGAAGACAGCCCUCAACAACAACAUGAAGUCGCAUGUCUGCUGGCACGUGUAUGGCUUAUUAUACCGCGGUGUAAAGAAUUAUGAAGAGGCUAUCAAGGCAUACAAGUUCGCGCUGCGGUUAGAACCAGACUCGGCCCCUAUACAAAGGGAUUUGGCACACCUUCAGGUUCAAAUGCGAGAUUACGAGGGUUACAUCCAGAGCCGGAAAAACAUGCUGCAGCAGAAACCGGGAUUCCGCCAAAAUUGGACAGCUCUGGCCAUAGCUCACCAUCUCGCGGGAAACUAUGAGGACGCAGAGAAUGUCCUCACCACAUACGAAGAGACGCUCAAGGCAAAGCCGAACAGGUCAGACAUCGAACACUGGGAAGCCGUACUCUACAAGAAUUACAUCAUUGCAGACUCGGGUGAAGUCGAAAAGGCGCUCGAUCACCUGGAGGCCGUAGGGAAGAAAAGCCCCGAUGUCCUUGCAGUGAUGGAAAUGAAAGCAGACUACCUCGCGAGAUUGGGUCGAAAAUCGGAAGCCGAGGCAGCGUAUGCCGCCUUGCUCGAGCGCAACCCGGAUGACUCUGCGUACUAUGACGGGUAUAUCGCUGCUAAGGGUCUGACCGAUGGUCCGGUGUCGGAGGUCAAGAAGGCGUACCAGGAGCUCGCAGAAAGACACCCCAAAGCCGAUCUUCCCAGACGGAGAGCUUUGGAUGUCCUGUCCGGGGAAGAAUUCAAACAAGCGGCAGACCAAUACCUGCAAAGAAUGCUGCGAAAAGGGGUUCCUUCGACCUUUGCCAACAUCAAGCACCUUUAUACCGACGAGUCCAAGCGGGACAUUGUUCAGUCGUUGGUAGAGGAAUACACCUCUGGGCAUGGACAAUCACAUACCAAUGGAACCAAGGAGAAUGGCGACAAGGAAGAAACACGCUUCCAUUCCUCGGCUCUCUACUUCCUUGCUCAACAUUAUAACUAUAAAUUAAGUCGCAACCUGGACAAAGCUCUCGAUUACGCCGAGAAAUGUAUUGCCCUGGACCCGAAAUCCGUCGACUUUCACUCUGUCAAGGCUCGUACGUACAAGCAUAAAGGGGAGCUAACCAAGGCUGCCGAAAUCAUGGACCAGGCGCGCUCCCUGGACGAGAAAGACCGCGCAAUCAACACCAAGUGCGCAAAGUAUCAGCUUCGAUCCGAUCAAAACGACAAAGCCCUCGAGACGGCAAGUAAAUUCACCCAGAACCGCACCGGAGGCCCGCUGGGUGACCUCGUUGAUAUGCAAUGCGUCUGGUAUCUGACAGAGGACGGGAAAUCCUACUUGCGCCAACGAAAACUCGGUCUUGCGCUGAAACGAUUUCACCAGAUCCUCGCCAUUUUUGACCUGUGGCAAGAAGACCAGUUUGACUUUCAUAACUUCUCUCUUCGUAAAGGCAUGAUCAGAGCCUACAUUGACAUGUUGCGAUGGGAGGAUCGCCUGAGGGAGCACCCUUUCUUUUCCAACAUGGCCGUCUCCGCGGUGAAAGCGUAUUUGCUGCUAUUUGACAACCCGGAUCUGGUCCAUGGACCGAUCAUGGAUACUGUCAACGGCACAAGCAAGGCAGGAGAGAUGAGCGCGGCAGACCGCAAGAAGGUGCUCAAGAAGGCUAAAAGGGAACAGGAGAAAAUGGAAAGGGCGGAGGCAGAAAAGAAAGCGGCGUUGAAGGCGAGCAAGCCCACGCCCAAGAUUGACGAUGGUGAAACUAAAAAGGAAGACCCCGACCCUUUCGGCAAGACUCUUAUUGAGACGAAAGAGCCCCUGAAGGAUGCGAUGAAGUUUCUGGGCCCGCUAUUGGAGUUCUGCCCGGACGUGGCAGAGGCGCAGAAGGUUGGUUUCGAGGUGUUCCUCCGAAGAAAGAAGUACCUGCUUGCAUUGAAGUGUCUGCUGGAGCUGCAGCGCCUCGCAGCUAAAGAAAGCGAGGUGACAGAGUUGGGAUCAAGAUUGAGAAAGGCAUUCGAAGGAGACGAGAAGAACGUGCCAGAGCAGGCUCGGGAGAUUUUCAAGGCGGAAAUAGGGAAGCUGGUUCAGUGA